AUGACUACGUCCAAACCUUUAUCAUCGGAGGCCAAAGCAUACGUACCAUCCGCCGUCUGGUUUAGGAAUGUCUGUUACUUUCCACCGCCUCUUUUUCCGGCUCCGACGAACUACUUCAGACAAUACUUUGUGACUCAACCUCUUCCCUAUUAUCGGCCAAAUCCACUGUCAAAAGUUUCACUGUCUUCUUCCGUCAAGCCUAGGAAAGAAACAACACAGUUCGUUCAAUUCGGCCGCAGAACCUUUAUUCCGCCACGUCUUCAACGCUCAAACCGGCCGAAACAGUUUUUAUGGCUUCCAAAGAGAAAUCAAAACUCGUCUCCUAAAUCCAAACCGGAGAAGAUUUCUUCUGUUCCUCCAUCUCCUCCUCCUCCGUCAGAUCAAACGAACGUGACGACGACUAAAACAACUCUCAUGAUUAGGAAUAUCCCUAACCAGAUCAGGAGACAUGAAUUUGUUGAUUAUCUUAAUAAGCAAAUUUCCCAGCAGCAGAAGAACUCCGAUUCUGUUCAAAUCCAGUUCGACUUUCUCUACCUUCCAAUGGACUUUCGUAAGCAUAACAACCUAGGAUAUGCAUUUGUGAAUUUCACAAGUGAAGCAGCAGCCGGUCGUGUUCGAGAAAUGCUUGAUAACUUCAAAUGGGAAACUUAUUAUAGAUCGGUAAAGGUUUGUAAGAUCGACUGGGGUAGGAUUCAGGGAAAAGAUGCAUUGGUGAGGCGUUUCGUGAACACGGAUUUCCAUUGCCAAAACAGUGAGUAUCUACCCAUUGUUUUUAAUCCAGCGUCUGGAAGUGAAUAUACGACUGUUGGGCGUUGUGUAUUUGGUGCUAGGGCUUGUGAUGGUGCUAGGGUUAGGGUUUAG
Impatiens glandulifera is the source of this 861-nucleotide messenger RNA. Its product is annotated as protein MEI2-like 6. Lineage: Eukaryota; Viridiplantae; Streptophyta; Magnoliopsida; Ericales; Balsaminaceae. Gene Ontology annotation, molecular function: RNA binding. The coding region runs from base 1 to 861 and encodes 286 amino acids. The record is from RefSeq and is a predicted model, not a curated record. The transcript has 4 exons.